AUUUUUCCAGAGUAAUGAUCUGAAAUUGAAUAACCAGAAUAAUGGUUGGAGCAUCACUUUUGCAGUCAGACGAUGAUUCAGAUGUCCCCGAUUUAGAUCUCCGUGGGGCUUCAUCCAGUUCUUCUAGACGGCGAAAUUUUUUCAGCAAAUCCACUGCUGAUUAUGAAGAGAUUCGUCAUCGACAGAAAACCUACAAAACCAUAUUCCUAUUCAGUUUCAUAUUUAUUUUCCUAUUGGCUCUCUACUUCCUCUACAACGCAAUGUGUCGACUGAAGCUCCUUUCAGAUGAAAUUGAUGAUCUUCGGCAGAAAAUGGGACACGUCGAGGAAUUUCAGUUGGAGCUGAAAAAGAUUCGAAUGCAGUUUGAAGUGAUUCGGGAGAAUGAAAUGGAGAAUAAUGAAAUAAAUGGAACUGUGAGGAGUUCAAGUACAACUGGAAUGAUUUAUGAUAAGCUGGCAAAUAUUUCCAGUAGAUUUGAUAAUUUAUGGGAUGGGCAUCAAAAGAAUUCAAUGAGCAUGGAAGAUGUAACUGCUCGAAUAUCCCGCGUUGAGAAUAAAUGCCUGGCAGUAUGCCAACAACACGAUACAGUCGGUGGUGUCUCUAUGCCACGUGGCAGAGAGCAACCACGUCGAAGACAAGCAGCUGGGAAGGUCAAGACAACAACUGGAGGUGAUGAUCAAAUUGUUUUCAGACGAAAUGAUUGAGCCAAUUUAAAUGUUCUCCCAAUGAUAACUAACGGGUUCAUCUGCUUUUAUUGAUUUGCACGCAAUCGAAUCUUUCAACGAAUUUGAGAAAAAAUUCAAUUAUUUAAAUUUAUUUAUUUAUGUACACAACAACGCAAACGUUCUACAUGUAUUGGAUUGAAUAUUUAAGAAUGAAAUUUCAAAGAACAAC
This is a messenger RNA of Caenorhabditis elegans, 894 nucleotides long. RefSeq lists its product as uncharacterized. The record is from RefSeq and is marked reviewed. NCBI's taxonomy places the organism in Eukaryota, Metazoa, Nematoda, Chromadorea, Rhabditida, Rhabditidae. The transcript has 4 exons. The coding region runs from base 42 to 704 and encodes 220 amino acids.